Messenger RNA from Paramecium sonneborni, 1071 nucleotides. Lineage: Eukaryota; Ciliophora; Oligohymenophorea; Peniculida; Parameciidae. The record is from the annotation of a GenBank genome assembly.
AUAAUUUUAUAAAUAAUGGAUUUUUGUAAAUAAUCAGAACAAAAAUCAAUAGAAUGGAAUUCGAAAUGUUUUAGAUAUGAAUUAGUUCCAUAAAUGAAAUACAGAUAACAAGAAUGUUGCUAUUGUAUAGCAAUUGAUAAAAAUAAUUCAAUAGUAGUUGCUGGUUCAAAUAAUAAUAUAAAAGUAUUGUAAUUAAAAGAUGGAUUAAAAUAAAUAUAAUUGAUAAAUAAGCAUUAGAAUGCAAUAACAACACUUAUUGUAUUUAAAAAUAGAUCUUAUUUUAUUUCUGGAUCUAAUGAUUGUUCAAUUAUAAUAUGGUCAUUUAAUAUGAUAUCAAAUGCAAAAUAUAUAAGUAAAUUGAUUGGCCAUAAAGAUUGGAUAAAAUGUCUAAUAGUAAAUCCAAAAAUAGAAACUACGAUCAUAAGUGGAUCAUAUGAUAAAACAAUUAAAAUUUGGUCAUUAUCAACUAAUUUUUAAUAAUAAGAUUAAUAAUCCUGGGUAUGUACAUAAACAAUAACAUCACAUUUGAAUUAGGUGGAAGCCAUAUCAAUUAAUUAGAAUGGUAAUAAAUUACUUUCUUGUGGAGCAGACUCUAUGAUUUUUGUUUUUUAAGAAGUUGAUAGAUUAUGGAAAUUAAAGCAGAAAAUAUAAUUAAAAGAAUUUGGAUAUCGAAUCUCAUUUAUAACAGAUGAUUAAUUUGCAUUUUAACCAAGAAAUAAUUAUUUAUGUAUUUACACUUUAAAUUCUGUUACAGAUUUAUAUAAUAAUUAAAUAAAUAUUUAAGUUUAAGGAGGAUAGAAAAAUUGUGAUAGCUAUUUCCCAUUAAUCUGUUUAAAUGAUCAUUAAAUGUUGAUAUCAAAAAAUGGAAUCAAUAUUAAUUUAUUAAAAUAUGAAUUUAAUUUAACUAAUAAUAUAGAUUGUAAAUUGAUAUAAGUUAUAGAAUUUUAAUAUUUAUGUUAAUGGGAUGGAAUGAUUUAUGGAACUGCAAGUAAUGAUGGUAAGUAUUUAAUUACAUGGGAUUUAAAAUCAAAAGCAAUUUAAAUUAGAUAAUUAAAAUAAAAUCAUGAAUGA